Capra hircus (goat) is the source of this 1197-nucleotide messenger RNA. It is a transcript of the gene TRNAU1AP, whose product is annotated as tRNA selenocysteine 1 associated protein 1. The record is from RefSeq and is a predicted model, not a curated record. Gene Ontology annotation, biological process: selenocysteine incorporation. NCBI's taxonomy places the organism in Eukaryota, Metazoa, Chordata, Mammalia, Artiodactyla, Bovidae. Gene Ontology annotation, molecular function: tRNA binding. Gene Ontology annotation, cellular component: nucleus. Bases 117 to 1058 code for a protein of 313 amino acids. The transcript has 10 exons.
CUGCGGAGCAUGCGCAGAAGGCGGUCGAGGCGCAUGCUCCGUGGAGCUCCCGGGUCCGCGGCUCCCGCGUCCGCGCCAGCUCCGGGGGCCCACAGAGUCCCUGCGGGGCCGCGGGCAUGGCGGCCAGCCUGUGGAUGGGCGACCUGGAGCCCUACAUGGAUGAGAACUUCAUCUCCAGAGCCUUUGCUACCAUGGGGGAGACAGUGAUGAGCGUCAAAAUUAUCCGAAACCGCCUCACUGGGAUCCCGGCUGGCUACUGCUUUGUAGAAUUCGCAGAUUUGGCCACAGCUGAGAAGUGUUUGCAUAAAAUCAACGGGAAACCCCUUCCAGGAGCCACACCUGCAAAGCGUUUUAAACUGAAUUAUGCCACUUAUGGGAAACAGCCAGAUAACAGCCCUGAAUACUCCCUCUUUGUGGGGGAUCUGACCCCAGAUGUGGACGAUGGCAUGCUGUAUGAGUUCUUCGUCAAAGUCUACCCCUCCUGCCGGGGAGGCAAGGUGGUUUUGGACCAGACAGGCGUGUCUAAGUUAUUGAAUAUAUAUGGUUCCAUAUGCAACCCACUCCAGUACUCUUGCCUGCAAAAUCCCAUGGACGGAGGAGCCUGGGGUUAUGGUUUUGUGAAAUUCACAGAUGAGCUGGAACAGAAGCGAGCCCUGACAGAGUGCCAGGGAGCCAUAGGACUGGGGUCUAAACCAGUGCGGCUGAGCGUGGCCAUCCCCAAAGCGAGCCGUGUGAAGCCAGUGGAAUAUAGUCAAAUGUACAGUUAUAGCUACAACCAGUAUUACCAGCAGUACCAGAACUACUAUGCCCAGUGGGGCUAUGACCAGAACACAGGCAGCUACAGCUACAGCUAUCCCCAGUACGGCUACACCCAGAGCACCAUGCAGACGUAUGAAGAAGUCGGAGAUGAUGCAUUGGAAGACCCCAUGCCGCAGCUGGAUGUGACCGAGGCCAACAAGGAGUUCAUGGAGCAGAGCGAGGAGCUGUACGAUGCGCUGAUGGACUGUCAUUGGCAGCCUCUGGACACGGUGUCUUCAGAGAUCCCUGCCAUGAUAUAGCCAGGACAAGGGACAAGCCAGAAUGGACUUGUGAGGAGAGAAGAGACUCCUUUUUUAAAGUUGCCGCAAGACUUUUUUGAAAUGUUUCAUAAAGAUUUUAGUAAUCAACCGUUCCUGCAAUUAUAUUUUUCCUCUAACA